UGUAACUUCUUAUUCAAGUUAAUGGAAAGUAUCCUUGUCUGCGUAUCAGAAUAUAUAUUUUUAAGGGUUUAAGCCCUCUUUCCUCGUGAGUUUUGUCCUCACCUCCACCUCUCCCUCCUAUGACUAGCGACGGGAGAUCCAUGGAUUUGCUCAGACUUUUCACCAACGUGAGUAACAGAGGCGGUUUUAAAGCCGUUUCUGAGAAAGCUGCAUGGGGUGAAGUUGGUGACGAGUUUGGAUUAGGGUUUGAUGACUCUGUAUCUGCGAAAUCCAUCUAUGUCAAGUAUCUCGCAGCACUUGCUCGAUGGUUGAACAGAGAUACUAGCGCGGGGUUGCCUGGAGUCUCGUAUGAUCUGAUUGGUAGGCUUAGAGACUUUGUAUCUCAAGUGAAGAGCAAGUACGAGUUGAGGAAAGUAGGAGCAGAGUUCAAAUGGUUUUUAUGGGAAACAAAGAAUCUUGAGAAAGUUGAUUCUGGUGACAACAACGAGGAUCGUUCUUCGCCUGGGAAGAGGAAACGGGAUUGUUCUGUGGAGACACUGAAAUGGUUAAGUGAGGCUGCCAAGGAUCCAUGUGACAUAUCUGUUUGUUCUUUGCCGGAUAGAUCAAAGUGGGAUUCUUAUGGAAGUGACGAGCCAUGGAAACAGCUUCUUCUGUUUAGGGCUUCAAGAACAAACACUGAUUCACCUUGUCAGAAGAUUUGGCGGAAAACCAAGAAGAUGCAUCCAUCUCUGUAUCAGGAUAGUGCUGGGACUAGCUACAAUCUUAGAGAGAAACUCAGUAGUCAGUUUAAUGAGAGGAAAGCUGGGGAGGAUGAAUCAUGUGGUCUAGUUGGUUCAGAGUGGUUUGACACUCUGAUGCGGCCACUUAACAAAGAACAAAACAAUAAUAACCGUCUUACUGAAAGUGAUCGUAUUGGAAAUGCUGACAUCAAUAAAAUGCUCACAAUGCUCGUCUCGGCUAUGGGAGAGUGUGCACUCUCGAUCCUUAAAGAACCAGCAGAGCCGCAGCGUUUUCUCGAUAAGGAUUCACUGCAUGACUUCUGCAUCUCAACACUGAAGAUCACUUCCUGCCUAGUUGAGGAUGUAAUUGCUAGUCCAUGGAUUUCACCUCCAGAGCUCAUACAUCUAUGUGCUUCAUUUCCUGUAACUGGUGACAAUAUAAAGCAUUCUGAAAAGGUUUCCAUGGCGUUCAAAUUAUGUAUUAGAACCAUGUGGAAUUGUGUUAGACUCCUGUGUCCGAAAUUUGUAAAUGUCGAGCUUAACUCAUCCGAGGACACAAAAGUAGUUAUUGAUUUUGUGAGCGAGUCAUGUCACAAAUCUGCAUACUAUCUAGAUGUUCUCGAGAAAAAUGGGGAGCUAGAAAUUGGGGAGCUUGUUUUGUUUAUUGUAGAAAAUUGGUCUGAAGCUAAAAAACUCAUCAAAAGUUUACCACACCUUACACCAAUAAUACAACAGUGGGUUAAGAUACAACACGAGCGUCAUAAGAGUCCUGAUCUGGCUGACUCAUGUACACUCUUUCACUCCUUACUGUCAUCUUCUCAGAAGAUUUCGAAAAUAGUGACUGUAAAUAUCUUGGAGCAGGAGAUUCUUGCUUAUGAGGAGUUCGUUCCUGUGUGCUCCAAAUUAUGUCGCGCAAAUCAGAUAAAAAUUGCUGAUAUCCUUUUGGAUGAUGUUUUCAUCACAAAAGAUCUAUUCUUUGAGAGAGCAAAAGUUUUAACAUGGAAAGCAAGGAUUGCUAGAGCUGAACUAGAGCGUGUUGAGCAAGAGUGUGUUGAAAAAGUGCGGGUUGAACAAGAGUUAAAAGCGCGUGUUGAACAAGCGCGUGAUGAAAAAGCGCGUGCUGAAGAAGAGUGUGUUCGUCAUUUAUCAGAAAGAAUAUCUAAUUUGGAAAGCAUAUUUAAUGAGAGCCAUGAGACUUGUUUCCAACUAAUUAUUGCAUAUUUCUUAAGAGCGUUAUGCUUCCAAGAAACUAAACCAGCGUCCAAGGAAGUUUUCGAAGACAUUAACAAAUCUUUGAAUCUAUGGGUUGGGAUUCAGUCAGGUGACACUAUUCCCCUGGAAAACGUGAUUCCUCUACUGUUCAAUGUAAUUGAUUUGGUCUCAAUAAAGGGUUGGAUAGAGCUCCAUCAACGCAUAUACGACUUGAUGUUUAGAAUCAUCAAAGGGAGAAAUGUCAGAUUGAAGGAUGCUUUGGCAAUGUUGUGGGAUUGUAGAAGGCUAAGUCAUGCGUUAUGUCUUUCUCCAAUAGAUGAUGCUGUCAUCAGGGGAUUAUCAUGCUACUUUGGUGAAAUAUCAGAGUCAACAGAUUUCUGGAAAAGUUGCUUGCAGUUUUCAAAAGCAAAAUCAAUUGGGUUCAAGCUGAACAUACAUGAAUCAGACAUCACAAUAGAUGAGAUUAAACACACAGCUUCCGAACUAGACACAACUUCCAAACCAGUCUCAAGUGAUCUAUGUUUCUCGUCUUUUGUUGCUGCAUCUCUGUAUUAUGAUCUCAGUGAAAGAGAACUGUCAUGUGGUAAUUUAUACAAGGCUCUCUCUUAUGCUAGGGAAGCACUCCGGAUUCGAGGUUUUCUUCUUGAAAAAUGGUUUAGAUAUCAACUGAAGAGCGAACCUGAAUACCAAACCAGUGCAGUAGAAAUAAUGACUUACGUUUUUAAUAAAUUUGAAGUUUCAAGUCUUAAAGCUACUGAUUCAUGGCCAUGUGAAACUUUUCUCUGGGAUGUUAGCCGCUGCUACUUAAGCCCUUGGAUUUUGCUCCAAUGUUAUUUGGAAAGCUAUCUACAGAUUGGUGUUAUUUAUGAGCUUAUGGGGGAAAUAGAUAAGGCUGGACGCUUUCUAUCUUGGGGAAAAGCCAUUUCAUGUAUGCAGAGUCUACAACCUUUUGUCGUUGCAUUUUCUCUUGCUUUGGGGAAUGUCUACAAUAAAAUGCAGUGUUGGGAUUUAGCAGAAAAGGAGCUCCACAAUGCGAAAAAGCUGCUAACAGAUAGUCAAAGAGAUUUUACUUGCCGAAACUGCAAGCUGAUGUUAGAGGUUACGUUGGAUAAGCAAUUUGGAGACGUGUCUCAAAGCCAAUCUGAGAGGCUGUAUAGUGCCGCCUUACAAAAAAUAUGCUGCCCAGCUUGGAAAGGAUGCAUUAGUCAAACAGCCGAAGUAGAGAAACCAAGAGACUCGAAAAGGAGGCGUGGAGGAGGUGCUAUGAUUGUACAUGCUUGCGGAAUGAAGGAGCAGCCUAGUUUAAGGUUGACUCGCUCAAUGAGCCGAUCACUUGAAGAACGACCUCAAAAUUUUCCUGCUGAGAAGUGUAGAUUCAUUGAUGAAUCUGAUAUCUCUGAUGCAAAGGGGUUGAUGCGGGGCACUAAAAACACAAUCUGCGUUUGCAUCAAUAGAAUAAGUCAGCAGCCGAAUGACUUUAUAAGUUUGAAAUGGCAAUUUUACCAAAGGAGGCUUGCGUGCACGGUUCUUGUCAGCCUUGGAAAACGGUUGGCUAAAUCUGGAAAGGUUCAUCAAGCACAUGGAGCAAUUUUGCAUAGCGUCGCUGCUUUAUAUAACAGUACCGUAUCCAUCCUCAGCUCACCUUCUUCUCGCAGUCCAUUGCUGGAUUUUAUUGGGAAGGAAAUCAAAGGAGAUGUAUUUGGUCUUGAUCGUGCAAGAAUAUUAUACAACUUGUGCAAGUUGAGUCUUCAAAGUUGCCACUCCAGGUCUGUUUUAUGUGAUUUAUCACAUAUUCCAUAUCAGACGCUGGUUUCAUUGCUAACGUUGGCCUUUGUACUUAGUAGAGAGGUUCCGAUACUCUGUCAAAAGAUUUCAAGGUUGCUUGCUGUGUUAUACCUGGUAUCUCCUUUACAGUCUGAGUUCUCAUUUUCCUCUGACGGAGAGCUUUCUUUAAGUCAUUGGGUUACGUAUUAUCAUCAAGCCUCUCUUGGUGGUAAUAUCAACUACAACUUCUUGUCAAAAUUUAUCAACUCAGAUAAAGAGGCUUCUGAAGAAUUCGAUUUUCUCAGGCUUGCUCCCAAAAGCACCGACGGUCUUUCUAAGUUUGCAAAAAACUUUUUCAAUGGUCUACCAGAAACGACAGCCAUCUGCAUUAGCGUGCUUGGAGGCAAACUGAGUAAAUUGUUGCAGGAGUUAACGAAAAGUCUCGAUGUUUGUGGGUGGCUGCUCUUGUCACGGUUGAGCUCAAAGAGUCAGCAGCCUUUAGCUGUACUUCUGCCAAUUUAUUCUCCACUUAGAGAAGGUGGGAUUGAAAAGACGAGUAAACGAUGGGAUUUUCCAUGGGGUUCCACAGUGGUGGAUGUUGUCGCCCCAGCAUUUGGAUUAAUAUUGGAAAACUACAUAAUUGAUUCUGGUUGUCCUAAGAAGAGAAAGAAACUUGAACUUUGUCUUGCUAAAUUGCUAAGAAACCUUGAAGACACCUGGUUGGGUCCCUGGAGGCAUCUGCUUUUGGGAGAGUCUUCAAAUAGUAAAUUGCAUGAGUUGGUUAAAGAGCUAAAGGACAAAUGUAAUAUGGAAGUAAAGGAGAUACUUCUAAAGGUUUUCCUUGGAAAUGACACAGCCGACGGCGACGCAUGGAUAUCUCAGCUUUGUUCAGAGAAUGGUUGCUACAUAGGAGGUCGUCCAAGUGACCAUAUUGAUGAAGAAAAUGGAACCAGUAUAUCUGAUGACCUUCAAAUUAGGUACCGGCUAGCCUUACAACUGAUACGGGACGCAGGGAUCAAGCCAGGAGAUUAUAACGAGAAGGGAGAACCGAUCAUUCUUGUGUUGGAUCAUGAGAUUCAGAUGCUUCCAUGGGAGAACAUUCCAACAUUGAAAAGACAAGAAGUAUACCGUAUGCCUUCUGUGGGUCACUACAAGAAAAAUCAGUAUUAAUAGCACACGAAAAACGCUAUCAUAGGGUUUUGGUAGCGUUUUUGUAAACGCUCUGACAGCCGCAGCUAUGGUAGACGCCCCCCUAUCACAGCGUUUCUCGUAUGCUACAAUAAAUAUAUGUAUUGUAGCGUUUAUUUAUUGUCACAUGUUUUGUGCUAUUAUGUAAUUUUCUAUGGCAUUUAUGUCGUGCUGUUACGUCAUUUUAUAAUAACACAUUUUCAC
Molecule: messenger RNA, 5087 nt
Organism: Raphanus sativus (radish)
Lineage: Eukaryota; Viridiplantae; Streptophyta; Magnoliopsida; Brassicales; Brassicaceae
Product: separase-like
Exons: 21
Coding region: 120-4865 (1581 amino acids)
Biological process (GO): proteolysis; meiotic chromosome separation
Cellular component (GO): centrosome; nucleus; cytoplasm
Molecular function (GO): DNA binding; cysteine-type endopeptidase activity; protein binding
Source: RefSeq, a predicted model, not a curated record